Molecule: messenger RNA, 1338 nt
Organism: Penaeus indicus
Lineage: Eukaryota; Metazoa; Arthropoda; Malacostraca; Decapoda; Penaeidae
Gene: nAChRalpha4
Product: acetylcholine receptor subunit alpha-like
Exons: 10
Coding region: 1-1338 (445 amino acids)
Biological process (GO): nervous system process; regulation of membrane potential; monoatomic ion transmembrane transport
Cellular component (GO): postsynaptic membrane; synapse; plasma membrane
Molecular function (GO): acetylcholine-gated monoatomic cation-selective channel activity; transmembrane signaling receptor activity
Source: RefSeq, a predicted model, not a curated record
AUGGGAAAUGGUCUAACAGACAAGAACCUGAAGAACCAGAUAAUGACUACGAACCUUUGGGUUGAACAGUAUUGGUACGAUUACAAACUCAACUGGGACCCCAAGGAAUAUGGAGGAGUCGAGAUGCUGCACGUUCCUUCUGACCACAUCUGGAGACCGGACAUUGUACUUUAUAACAAUGCUGACGGCAACUUCGAGGUGACUCUCUCCACCAAGGCGACGCUCAGUUACAACGGCUUGGUGGAGUGGAAGCCGCCAGCCAUUUACAAGUCUUCGUGUGAGAUUGACGUCGAGUAUUUUCCCUUCGACGAGCAGACGUGCGUUAUGAAGUUUGGAUCUUGGACGUACGACGGGUUUCAGGUGGAUCUCCGGCACGUGGACGAGGUUCAGGGGACGAACGUGGUGACGCUGGGUGUGGACCUCUCCGAAUUCUACAUGUCAGUGGAGUGGGACAUUCUGGAGGUUCCUGCGGUGAGGCACGAGAAGUUCUACACCUGCUGCGACGAGCCCUACCUGGACAUCACUUUCAACAUCACGAUGCGGAGGAAGACUCUCUUUUACACCGUCAACCUCAUCAUCCCCUGCAUGGGAAUCUCCUUCCUUACUGUGCUAACGUUUUACCUCCCCUCAGACUCCGGAGAGAAGGUGACUCUCAGCAUCUCCAUCCUCAUUUCCCUCCACGUGUUCUUCCUGCUGGUGGUGGAGAUUAUUCCUCCAACGUCGCUGGUGGUGCCGUUGCUGGGGAAGUAUCUCAUAUUUGCCAUGAUAUUAGUUUCAAUAAGUAUAUGCGUGACGGUGUUGGUCCUGAACGUCCACUUUCGUUCGCCUCAGACCCACAAGAUGGCGCCCUGGGUGAGAAGGGUCUUUAUCCACAUUCUGCCCAGACUGCUCAUCAUGAAACGACCACAGUACCAGCAGAAUAAGCACAGGAUGACCGAUGGGCCUUACUCCACCACCUGUCGCAUCCACGGCUCCACCAACAUCCACGACGACGGGUACGCCCUCGAAAACUCGGAUAAGAGCCCCACUUUUCGGCCCUUCCAGCAUAACCUGCCCCACUGCUCGCCCGAGGUUCACCGCACGUGUUGGUGUGUCAACUUUAUCGCGGAGCAUACAAGACUCAAGGAAGAUUCGACUAAGGUGAAGGAAGACUGGAAGUACGUUGCUAUGGUACUGGACCGGCUUUUCCUGUGGAUCUUCACCCUGGCAGUGCUGGUGGGCACGGCUGGCAUCAUCCUGCAGGCACCCUCGCUGUACGACGACCGCGUUCCCCUGGACAAGAAGCUCAGCGAGGUGUUCCGAGCUCAUCCUUCCAAACCCCCCUAUCUCUCCGUCUGA